Molecule: messenger RNA, 627 nt
Organism: Grosmannia clavigera kw1407
Lineage: Eukaryota; Fungi; Ascomycota; Sordariomycetes; Ophiostomatales; Ophiostomataceae
Product: xanthine-guanine phosphoribosyl transferase
Exons: 3
Coding region: 1-627 (208 amino acids)
Biological process (GO): GMP salvage; XMP salvage; IMP salvage
Cellular component (GO): cytoplasm
Molecular function (GO): hypoxanthine phosphoribosyltransferase activity
Source: RefSeq, a predicted model, not a curated record
AUGGUGGAGAAAAUUUACGUCACUUACAAUGAGGUGCACCAGCUCUGCCAGGAGGCUGCAGGCCCGAUCCUGGAGCGGUUCCAGCCGCAGCUCAUGAUCGCCAUUGGCGGUGGUGGCUACGUGCCGGCACGAAUCCUGCGCUCGUUUCUCAAGAAGCCCGGCUCGCCCAACAUCCCGAUCCAAGCCAUCGGCCUGUCGCUCUACGAAAGCCUGCCGACUGACGACGUCGCCGAGGAGCCUGGCACCAAGGUCACCCGCACCCAGUGGCUCGACCUGUCUAGCCUCGGCUCCAUGAGCAAUCUGGUCGGCAAGCGCAUCCUGAUCGUGGACGAGGUCGACGACACCCGCACCACGCUCGAGUACGCCGUCAAGGAGCUCGAGAAGGACGUCGAGACAGCCCGGCUCGCAAUUGGUCCCAACGCCGCCAAGACCGAAUUCAGCAUCUUUGUCCUCCAUAAUAAGGAUAAGGCAAAGAAGGGUGCCCUCCCCAAGGAGAUGAUGGACUCGGGCCACUACAUUGCUGCCCGCACCGUUGGUGACGUCUGGAUCUGCUACCCGUGGGAGGCAACAGACAUUGAGGCUCACGACGCGGCGGCCCGGAAGCAGCUGACCAACGGCCAGAACUAG